CUGCCCUACAAUUUAGCUGGUGGCACGAUUACGGAAAAGCGGGUGUCGGAGAAAAGUUGGUCAGCUGUCUGCCAUGUACGUCACCAAGAAGAAGACGAAGAUGACGAAGAUUUACAGCAAAACAAUCGAGUGGCCUCAAUCCUGAGCAGAUGGGCAGAUUCACAUUACCUAGAUAGCACUAGCACCGGUCGAGGCAGCGCUAUGACAGCAUUACUGUCAGCUACUCAGUGCCAACGCACAAAAUCAAGUAAGACAACUCCGCAUUUAAACAGCAUGAAAUCCUUACCGACGUUUACCUACCUCUUCCUUCCCUUCGCCUUUGCCUCCUACUCUGCCCUCACUCCAGAUGCGGAAAUCGACCAGGCUGCAGAAGGAACAGAAACAGACUUAUCUGACACGACUGAACUACUCGAUGGUGAGGAAGAGGACAAAGAUGUGAAACUUGACGAAGUUUGA
Hydatigera taeniaeformis is the source of this 456-nucleotide messenger RNA. The record is from the annotation of a GenBank genome assembly. NCBI's taxonomy places the organism in Eukaryota, Metazoa, Platyhelminthes, Cestoda, Cyclophyllidea, Taeniidae.